GGGUUCAAAUCCGUGUUCAAUAUUAUGAUGCUGGAUCACAGUUAUGGGAUGCAAUUGCUGAAGACUUCAAAUAUCAUCAAAAAAUUGAUUUGGCCAUUCCUCCGCCUCCGUGCCAGUUCCUGGUUGCUUCUUUACCGGGCCUGGAAAAUAG
Messenger RNA from Racocetra fulgida, 151 nucleotides. Lineage: Eukaryota; Fungi; Glomeromycota; Glomeromycetes; Diversisporales; Gigasporaceae. The record is from the annotation of a GenBank genome assembly.